Molecule: messenger RNA, 1011 nt
Organism: Fibroporia radiculosa
Lineage: Eukaryota; Fungi; Basidiomycota; Agaricomycetes; Polyporales; Fibroporiaceae
Exons: 2
Coding region: 1-1011 (336 amino acids)
Source: RefSeq, a predicted model, not a curated record
AUGCCUGCUGAACGGAACAACCACGCCAGAACCAACAAUGCGGAUCCCACUACUCCGCGUCGUCCUUUGGCUCCUGCUGGGGACUCUAAUACUCCAACGACUGAAAUCCAAAGGGCGUCAACUCCUUAUCCAUCCCACCUCCAAGUUCUAGAAGGGCGCUUCAACGCUGGGAUAAUAGAAGCACCAACUCCUAUUCGACCUACCUCUAGUCUACCUUAUCAUUCUGAUUCUGGAGACUCUUCAAUGGAGUUCCUUAACGAAGGAGGCUUUUGCUAUCCGUUCACGCCCAUCCCAAAUGUGACUCAUCGUCCUUUCCUUAUACCCGGUUCCUCGAAUUCCUCCCACGUUGAUAACGUAGUCCUACAUCAAUUCCCUGGACCUCUGGAAAUUUCCCACAACACCUCGGACACGACUCCUGGAUCCUACCACAUCGCACCCCUACAGAUCACCCCCUCCCAAUUACUAGUAGGCAACUCGUCCUCUCCAAACCCUGACAGCCCCAUUGCUGCAUCCACCGAUUCCCCCGGCAUGCCACCCCUUGCCUCUGACAUCUCGACCUCUGGAAGUCUCAACUAUCCUCCCUCUCCCAACCUACACCUUUUGGCGGAAGUCAGUGAAUAUGUCACCGCAUCCAAAGGACACAGCGACAAUCCGCAGGAGUUUCUGCUCUGGCGAUCUAUUCCCUUUGACACCUCCACCCCAGUCCAAGAUAUCAAUCCCUUGGAACGCAUAAUGCCUUACUUCCCCGGAGCUUAUGCGCAAUCCCUCAGUCGACCUCCCAUGGGCGUCCCUAUUCCCCUCAACCCAGCAUUCGGAUUACGACGAAUCUCAGUAACUACUGCGGACGCAUUACGCAUCGCUGAACCUGUGGGGGACUUGACGAAUAUGGACUGGGAAGAGGAUACCUGGGAAUACUUGCUGACGCGGGAGGACAGUCUGUUGGAGAGCCUUUGGGCAUCCUUGCAAGACAUCAGGGACCCAGGAGUUACUGACGAAAUCGACCACUUUUGA